AUGGCCGCCGGGGAGAACGAACAGAGUGGCACGGGUGCCAACGGUAGCCAGCCCACAGUAUCACCCUCAUUUGCGGCGAAUCUCAAGGGAAAGACGGGCAUUGUGACUGGGUCUGCCAGAGGGAUCGGCGCCGGGAUCGCUAUCGAGCUGGGCAGACGAGGUGCAAGCGUGGUGGUGAACUACACCAGCGCCACGUCCGAGGCCAAGGCAGCAGCAGUCGUUGCGGAGAUCCAGAAGGCGGGAAGCAAAGCAGUGGCGGUGCAAGGCAGUGUCGUGCACGCCGCAGAUCGCAGCAAGCUUGUCGAUGCGGCGCUCGCGCUGAGCUCCACGGCGCACAUCGACCUGCUGGUGCACAACGCGGCCAAUGGCGACGACCGCUUGCUGGCCAACGUGGACGAGGCCUUCUUCGACGAGCUGGUGUCGGUGAACCUGCGGGGGCCACUUUUUCUCACGCAGGCCGUGGUGCCGCACAUGGCGCGCGGCGGCAGGAUCGUGCUGAUCAGUUCCGCGGCGGCGCGGAUGGGGGUGGCGGAGACGACGGUGUAUGCGGCGACCAAGGCGGGCAAUGAGGCGUUCGCGCGCGUGUGGGCGACGGAGCUGGGCCAGUCGCAGGGCAUCACCGUCAACUGCGUCAAUCCGGGCCCGAUUGCGACGGACGGGUACUACAGCAGCACGCCCGAGUUCAUCGACUCGAUGCAGCCCAUGAUCGAGAGCACGCCGGCGGAAGCGCGCGUCGGCGAGGUGCGAGACAUUGCGCCGCUGGUGAGCUUUUUGUGCUCGGAAGAGAGCCGAUGGGUCACGGGCAGUGUCGUGAGCGGCAGCGGUGGCCUGUUGAUAUUUUGA
Cercospora beticola is the source of this 843-nucleotide messenger RNA. RefSeq lists its product as uncharacterized. The record is from RefSeq and is a predicted model, not a curated record. NCBI's taxonomy places the organism in Eukaryota, Fungi, Ascomycota, Dothideomycetes, Mycosphaerellales, Mycosphaerellaceae. Gene Ontology annotation, molecular function: oxidoreductase activity, acting on the CH-OH group of donors, NAD or NADP as acceptor.